Molecule: messenger RNA, 1026 nt
Organism: Capronia epimyces CBS 606.96
Lineage: Eukaryota; Fungi; Ascomycota; Eurotiomycetes; Chaetothyriales; Herpotrichiellaceae
Exons: 1
Coding region: 1-1026 (341 amino acids)
Source: RefSeq, a predicted model, not a curated record
AUGAAGAUCAAAGGCAAACCAUCGACACCACGCAGCCGCUUCUUGGAGCUUCCUGUAGAAGUGCGGCAGAUCAUCCUCACAUAUGUGCUGCUCCCGCUGGAUCGUUACAUCUAUCUCAGCCCGAAGCAAUCAUGGGUAGAACUGGACCGGGCAAAGACGCUCGCCUGCUCGCCUGUCUUGCUCGUGUGUCGGAAAGUCCACGCCGAAGCAGUGCAACUCAUGUAUCUGCGGGCCACCAUCGUUCUCUAUGCUCAACCGGGCUUCUUGGUACUGCCAUCACGGCUUCCGCACCGAAAGCUCGUUCGCCGUCUUGACAUCGGUAUCCCCAUGGCAGAGCAGCAAUCCGGCCUUUCGUCUGCCCGCCUCAAGGCCAAGAUUUACCUUCCUGCUGCUCCGGACCGGCUGCUGUCACAACUUCAAUCCGUAUUCCCUCAAGCUCGAGACAUUUCCCUCACUCUCUGCGCAAUUCCUCCGAGAGCAGUCCCGUACAUGUCGUCCCUGUCAGGGGCCACUGUUUGUGAUCUACGUGCUCUCCUCCUCCAUUCACUCCUGAGCCACAAAAUAACCAGACUGCGCUACCAGCUGACUGACAAACUGUCCUACGAGCUGUUUGAUCUGGGCCAACAUGGCUCUCAAGAAGUGCUGAAGGAACGGGUCGGACGCGCAGGCGAACUGCCCAAUUUGAAACAAGUCGAAUUCUACUUCACCACGCCAUUGUCCAAGCCGACACACAACAGGCCGAUCAUGUGGGCUGCGAGGACGGCCCCGGUGUCAAGUACGACCAUACUACACCGAAGCCUUCGACAAGAGCGGGGCAGGAUGAGAUCCCUUGGGGAGGUGUUGCCAGGUGUGUUUCCCCAGGUCGAGAGCUUGAGACUCUGUCGGAUGUUAUAUUGGCGUGGCAAUAUCUCGUAUGAGCUCAUCGACAUGAGAGAACCUGAGGAUUUGGUGGUGCCAAAGCUGCUGAGAAGAAGAACCAUUGGUGCUGACAGUGCAGAACAUGGGCACGCCAGAUUUCGGGCGUGA